AUCGCGUCUCGUCUCGUCUCGUCUCGUCUCGUCUCACUGCCCGAAAGCCGGUCUCGUCAAAACCCUAAAACAGAUCUAGGGAAGGCGACUGGUCUACCCUCGCCAAGCUCGACGCUUUGUCCAUCUCUUGCUCGAUGAAGCCCUCGUCCUCGGCGGAUCUGUAGCUGCUGAUCCAGCCCGUUUCGCUCGGCGCGAGGAAAGCUAUGGAGGGCCUGUGAAAACGUCUCGCGCUUCUUCGUAUCUCGCCUCGAUUUUGUCUCUCCGGGAACGGUCCCCUCGGGAACCGGCGGGCUCUUGUUCGCGGCCCAGCUAUCGCGUCAGAGGUCGCAGGUAGCGAAUCUAUUUGUCCCCUAACAAAAAUGGCUGGUCAGAGGAAUAGCUAUGGGAAGCGGGCUCAUUCUCAGUCUGACUAUGCUGAGAAUGGAGGAAGUAAAAGGAGAAAUGGUGGUGAUGAUAGAGACCAGUUUGUUAUAAACUCAGAUGAUACUGUCUAUCGUUAUCUGUGCCCAGGAAGAAAGAUUGGAAGUAUUAUUGGAAGAGGAGGGGAGAUUGUCAAGCAACUAAGGGCAGACACUAAAUCCAAGAUUAGGAUUGGUGAGACAGUGCCUGGAUGUGAGGAGCGCAUUGUCACCAUUUACAGCUCUAGUGAUGAGACUAAUGCUUUUGAUGAUAGCAAUAAUUAUGUGUGCCCAGCUCAACAUGCUUUGUUUAAGAUUCACGAGAGAGUAGUUGCUGAAGAGUUGAAUGGUGAUGACGAUUCUGAAGGGCAGCAAGUUACUGCCCGGCUUCUUGUACCAUCUGAUCAGAUUGGAUGUGUCAUUGGAAAAGGGGGGCAGAUAGUGCAAAAUAUACGCAGUGACACUGGUGCACAGAUUCGCAUUCUUAAGGACGACCAUUUACCUUCAUGUGCAUUAAAUUCAGAUGAGCUUGUGCAGAUUUCUGGGGAAGCUGCAGUUGUGAGAAAGGCUCUCCAUCAGAUUGCAUCUCGCCUGCAUGAUAACCCAUCAAGAUCUCAGCAUUUGCUCACUUCUGCUGUUCCUAACAUGUAUUCUACUGGUGGUUCACUGAUUGCUCCUACUGCUGGUGCCCCAAUUGUGGGUGUAGCACCGUUGCUUGGUCCUUAUGGAGGAUACAAAGGUGACACUGGUGAUUGGUCACGCUCCUUAUAUUCAGCAUCAAGGGAUGACGCUUCACCAAAAGAAUUCACACUUCGCUUGGUUUGCCCGAUUGGAAAUAUCGGUGGUGUCAUUGGCAAGGGUGGUACCAUAAUCAACCAGAUAAGGCAGGAAUCUGGGGCAGCUAUCAAAGUUGAUAGUUCGGCAACUGAGGGAGAUGACUGUUUGAUUACUAUCUCAGCAAAAGAGAUUUUCGAAGAUGCAUUCUCUCCUGCUAUUGAAGCUGCAGUGCGUCUGCAACCAAGGUGUAGUGAGAAAAUUGAGAGAGAUUCGGGGCUCCUCUCAUUUACAACCCGACUGCUUGUGCCAACCUCAAGGAUUGGCUGUCUUAUUGGUAAAGGAGGGGCUAUUAUAACAGAGAUAAGGAGACUCACAAAAGCUAAUAUUCGCAUAUUGUCAAAGGAAAACCUUCCAAAGAUUGCUGCUGACGAUGAUGAGAUGGUGCAGAUUUCUGGAGAUCUUGACAUAGCAAAGGAUGCUCUGGUACAAGUAACAACACGGUUGAGAGCAAAUGUGUUUGACAGAGAAGGUGCAUUGUCUACUUUCGUGCCUGUUCUUCCAUACCUCCCUGUGCCUGCCGAUGCUUCGGAUGGUCUAAAUUAUGAUAGCAGAGAGAACAAAAGACAUCCACGGGGUCACUCCUAUUCUAGUGGAUAUGGUGGUUCAAAUGAUCUAGGAGUUGCUGACAGUUAUGGAGGAUAUGGUAGUCCACAGGUUGGUGGCGGCGGUAGUGUAUAUGGUGUAUAUGGUGGCUAUUCUUCUGGACGUGCUGGCUCUUCUGGUGCAAAGGGCUAUUCUGAGAUAGGGUUUAGGCUUAUGAGAUUUGCUUAUGGUACUUGCGUCCUGGUGGGUUCAUUCAGCUGAUAUUAUAUUGAGAUUUAAAAUCUCAUAAUCUUGAAGUCCUUUUACACUCUGGAAUUGAAGCAUCUCAGGUGGAAGCUUAUGGCAAUUUCUGGGUCUUGGGUUUAAUGCCUCUGGAAAACUGAGGCUUUCGGUUCUUAUAGGGGUACAUAAGUUCAUUGACAUCUGAUAUGUUUAGUAUCAGUCUCUCUUUCUCUCUCUCCAGUGGGUAGUGGAUGAUGUUUUCAAUUGAAUGAAAUGUCUAAUGCCCAUAAGGCACUGUUCAUCUACCCAGUGCUUCAGACGUCAGAGACUUGUCCAGGUAUUGGCUUACGGUUAUUGGAGAAGGGUUGGUUUAUCUCUUCAGUUUAUAUGGAUAAAUUGUAUAUUUGGGUUGGGGGUUGUUUCUAACAUUUUGUCUCAUGACAUUUGUAUUACAUUGGCAGGUCUCGUGAAAUCCCCGAGGUACGGUCAGUUUUUUUUUUGGUUGUUUUUGGGGUGGGGGGUGUGUUUGGGGUUCAGGGGUCUGGUUAGUAUUUACAGUGAAGAUUUUCUUAUGUUCUGUCUUUUGCUGACAGACGUUGGUUAUGGUAGCAUUAGGGGUAAGAAAGGAGAUUGAGAUAGGAAAUGUUUUUGCUAUUGAAAACAAAGGAGCGUGUUCUGUUGGAGGUGCAGCUUAGCUUGCCAAUUUACUAUUCUGUAUGUAAUGUUUGCGUCAGUGGUGAAUUUCUGUAUAGAGAUACCUAAAAUUAAAUUUAGAUUGUGUAGCGUACAGUCUUCUACUCUUGUCUCUAGGAAUUUAGAUAGCACAACUUGGACUACUCCGGUCUUUAAUUCGAGCAUUGUUAGGUGGAA
Messenger RNA from Eucalyptus grandis, 2870 nucleotides. Its product is annotated as KH domain-containing protein At4g18375. Gene Ontology annotation, biological process: regulation of gene expression. Bases 360 to 2039 code for a protein of 559 amino acids. Gene Ontology annotation, cellular component: cytoplasm; nucleus. The transcript is spliced from 7 exons. Gene Ontology annotation, molecular function: mRNA binding. The record is from RefSeq and is a predicted model, not a curated record. NCBI's taxonomy places the organism in Eukaryota, Viridiplantae, Streptophyta, Magnoliopsida, Myrtales, Myrtaceae.